GAAUUCAUGCCAAGACGAUCGAUGGAAGAAAGCGGAGUAUCUCGCCAAGGCACAAACACAAAAUUCAAGGGCAAGAGAAGAUGGAUUUUCUUCAAGUGUCUUUAUCCUAAUUUCUUACAAAGAGCUACACAACAUAAAAGAUGCAAUGGUGGAUACUUACGAUUUGGCUGUUAUGUAUAAACAACUCAUCACCAGUGCAAGCACUAGAUUUAUUGGAUGAAGAAAUCUCCUAUGGAGUACCUACUUUACUGUUAGAUAAUUUGCAAUUAACAUUAUCAUCACAACUGUUGGUUGAUAUCUUCUCCCCAACAGUCAAAACUUUAAAAGGUUAUUUAGGAUGGCUACCUAAAACUAGUAACACCACUUACACAAGUUGCUCUGAAAACGAAUCUCAAUCGGGAGCAAUAUGCCUUAAAUAUAAGAAAGAAAUGAAACUUAUAGUGAUGCAAGACAACUCAGAUCACUGUGAAAAAGAUAGUUUGACAUGCCACACAAUUUCUUGUCACAAAAUCCAUUGGUUUAAUCACAGGGGAGGUUCUAUGGAUUGCUUUUUGCUGGGAGAUGAUUUAUGGUACGGAGGAAGCAGUACAAUAUCACAAAGAUGGCCAUUACAAAGUGAUUCCAGACCAUGGUAUCCAGCAGCAACAGGGGAUCCUUUACACCAUCCGUCAGGCAAUGUUUUGGAAAAUCUUUGGAUAUCAUCAAGUGGAUUUGCAAUAUUUGUUGAUCACAAUACAUCCCUCUAUGUGAAUUUCAAUGAAAGUGGAAAUGGAAAACUUUGUUUCACUACAUCUGCAAAAAAGCACCCCUACCAAAAUAGAGAAUUAAAAACAAAUGAUUUGGCCUAUUCUAUUUGUGCAGCUUCCUCAAUAAAAGAAGCUCACACUUUUAGCUUACAUAAAUGGAUAAAAAAACCAUCUAAUAUACCAAAUGAAAAAUUAUUUCAACAUCCAAUUUGGUCAACUUGGGCUAAAUAUAAACAGAAUAUUGAUCAAAACAUUGUUUUGAAUUUUGCUUCAGAUAUUUUUCAGUCAGGCUUUGAAGCUAGUCAAUUAGAAAUUGAUGACAAAUGGGAAAAUUGUUACGGCAAUUUAGAAUUUGACCAGGAAAAAUUUCCAGACCCAGCAAGGAUGACUGAAGAACUAAAAUCUUUCGGGCUUUACACAACCUUAUGGGUCCAUCCAUUUUGCAAUAAAAACUGUGUGACAUAUAACAUUGGUAAGACAAAAGGAUAUUGGGUGAAAAAUAAGGAAGGUAAUGUUUUAGAUGUGAAAUGGUGGAAUGGGUUGGGAGCAGUUUUAGAUGUAACAAAUGAAGAAGCAGCAGAAUGGUUUAAAGAGAGAUUGCAAAUGAUACAAAUUAAUUUUGGAAUUGAAUCUUUUAAAUUUGAUGCAGGAGAAAUAUUAUGGCUUGACACAGAUUUCUACUUUCAUAAUUCUGAAGCAAAUGCACAACCAAAUAUUUAUUCCCAAUUAUAUGCUGAGAUAGCAGCAGAAUUUGGCAGAAAUGUAGAAGUCAGAACUGGAUAUAAAACACAGCACUUACCUAUUUUAGUUCGAAUGUUUGAUAAAUAUUCUGUUUGGAAUUAUGCAAAUGGUUUACAAACAUUAAUACCUAAUACACUUAACCUGUCAAUGUUAGGUUACUAUUUCGUUCUACCAGACAUGGUUGGAGGCAAUAAUUAUAAUUCUCUGGAUGGUUCUUUACCAGAAAGGGAACUAUAUGUUCGUUGGUUAGAAGCAAAUAUAUUUUUACCUUUCAUUCAAUUUUCAAUACCACCGUGGGAUUAUGAUGAUGAAAUUGUCCAAAUUUCUAAAAAAAUGCUAUCUUUAAGAGAACAAUACAUUGGUGAUAUUAUGAGAAUAGCGCAUAAAGCAACCUUAAAUGGUGAACCAAUAAUUCGCCCACUUUGGUGGAUAACACCAGAUGAUAGUGAAGCAUAUAAAAUAGACUCUGAGUUUCUAGUGGGUGAUGAAAUAUUAAUAGCGCCUGUUCUACAUAAAGGAACUAAUCAAAGACACAUAUACUUGCCAGGUGGUAAAUGGAAAGAUGCACAAAGAGGGAAAAUUUAUGAAGGAUCAGAGUGGCUUUACAAUUAUAAUGCCCCAUUAAACUUUCUUCCUGUCUUUAUACGAUAUGCUGGAAUAUAGGAACAUUUAGAGGUAUUUGGCACUAUAUUUUGUAAACAUUACUGUAUUGUUUUGCAAUACAUUUUUAUCCCCAUCGUAAAUUUUGCAUCAUUAAAGAUGUUCAGAGUAAAA
Messenger RNA from Parasteatoda tepidariorum (common house spider), 2261 nucleotides. RefSeq names its product target of brain insulin (gene tobi). The record is from RefSeq and is a predicted model, not a curated record. Gene Ontology annotation, molecular function: hydrolase activity, hydrolyzing O-glycosyl compounds. Gene Ontology annotation, biological process: carbohydrate metabolic process. Lineage: Eukaryota; Metazoa; Arthropoda; Arachnida; Araneae; Theridiidae.